GCCCCACCUCCUCCGCCCGGCGAGAGGCGGUGGCUGCGGCCGUCACGUGUGCUGGCAGCCGCCAAGUGAGGCCGCUUUUGCGACGCGGUGACAGCCAAAUGGUGCGACAGGAGGAGCUGCAGCCGCGGCCGCUGCGCCCCGCACGGAGAGGGUUGAGGCGGCUCCUGGCGUCGCCCGGAGGGAGCGACUAAGCGAACCGUCCGGCGCCGGCGGCGGCGGGCAGGCGGGCGGCGAGAGGGAGCCCGCUACGAGUGCCCUCGCUCCCCGCCGCUCUCGAUGAACCCGGCGGAAUAAGCCGCGCCUCCAGCAGGGGCUGCGCCUGCCAUGAAUCCCUAGGUUUUUUUUCCUUUCUCUCCCUGCUCCUCACCCCCACCCCGAGUCCCGUCCCGCCUUCUCCCGUCGCCAGCGGCGGCCGCGUCCAGGUGCGGAGUCCAGAGCGCAGCGCAAUGGCGUCCAACCCCGAACGGGGGGAUAUUCUGCUCACGGAGCUGCAGGGGGAUACCCGAAGUCUUCCAUUUUCUGAGAAUGUGAGUGCUGUUGAAAAUUUAGACUUUUCAGAUACCAUGGUUCAACAGAAAUUGGAUGAUAUCAAAGAUCGAAUCAAAAGAGAAAUAAGGAAAGAACUGAAAAUCAAAGAAGGAGCUGAAAAUCUAAGGAAAGUUACAACAGAUAAAAAAAAUUUGGCUUAUGUGGACAACAUUUUGAAAAAAUCAAAUAAAAAAUUAGAAGAACUACAUCACAAGCUACAGGAAUUAAAUGCACAUAUUGUUGUAUCAGAUCCAGAAGAUGUUACAGAUUGCCCAAGAACUCCAGAUACUCCAAAUAGUGACCCUCGAUGUUCUACUAGCAACAAUAGAUUGAUGGCCUUACAAAAACAAUUGGAUAUAGAACUUAAAGUAAAACAAGGUGCAGAGAACAUGAUACAGAUGUAUUCAAAUGGAUCUUCAAAGGAUCGGAAGCUCCAUGGUACAGCUCAGCAACUACUUCAGGACAGCAAGACCAAAAUAGAAGUCAUACGAAUGCAGAUUCUACAGGCAGUCCAGACCAAUGAAUUGGCUUUUGAUAACGCAAAACCUGUGAUAAGUCCUCUUGAACUUCGGAUGGAAGAAUUAAGGCAUCAUUUUAGGAUAGAGUUUGCAGUAGCAGAAGGUGCAAAGAACGUAAUGAAAUUACUUGGCUCAGGAAAAGUAACAGACAGAAAAGCACUUUCAGAAGCGCAAGCAAGAUUUAAUGAAUCAAGUCAGAAGUUGGACCUUUUAAAGUAUUCAUUAGAGCAGAGAUUAAAUGAACUCCCCAAGAAUCAUCCCAAAAGCAGUAUUAUUAUUGAGGAGCUUUCGCUUGUUGCAUCACCAACACUAAGUCCACGUCAAAGUAUGAUAUCUACACAAAACCAAUAUAGUACACUAUCCAAACCAGCAGCAUUAACAGGUACUUUGGAAGUUCGUCUUAUGGGCUGCCAAGAUAUCCUAGAGAAUGUUCCUGGACGGUCAAAAGCAACAUCAGUUGCGCUACCUGGUUGGAGUCCAAGUGAAACCAGAUCAUCUUUCAUGAGCAGAACGAGUAAAAGUAAAAGCGGAAGUAGUCGAAAUCUUCUAAAAACCGAUGACUUGUCCAAUGACAUCUGUGCUGUUUUGAAGCUAGAUAAUACUGUGGUUGGUCAAACUAGCUGGAAACCCAUUUCCAAUCAGUCUUGGGACCAGAAGUUUACACUGGAACUAGAUAGGUCACGUGAGCUGGAAAUUUCAGUUUAUUGGCGUGAUUGGCGAUCUCUGUGUGCUGUAAAAUUUCUGAGGUUAGAAGAUUUUUUAGACAACCAGCGGCAUGGCAUGUGUCUCUAUUUGGAACCACAGGGUACUUUAUUUGCAGAGGUUACCUUUUUUAAUCCAGUUAUUGAAAGAAGACCAAAACUUCAAAGACAAAAGAAAAUUUUUUCGAAACAACAAGGCAAAACAUUUCUCAGAGCUCCUCAAAUGAAUAUUAAUAUUGCCACUUGGGGAAGGCUAGUGAGAAGAGCUAUUCCUACAGUGAAUCAUUCUGGCACCUUUAGCCCUCAAGCUUCUGUGCCUACUACAGUGCCAGUGGUUGAUGUACGCAUCCCUCAGCUAGCACCUCCAGCUAGUGAUUCUACAGUAACAAAAUUGGACUUCGAUCUUGAGCCUGAACCUCCUCCAGCCCCACCACGUGCUUCUUCCCUUGGAGAAAUAGAUGGCUCUUCUGAAUUAAGAGUUUUGGAUACACCAGGACAGGAUUCAGAAACUGUUUUUGAUAUUGAGAAUGACAGAAAUAAUAUACUUCCAAAAUCCCAGCCUGAAUAUGAGCCUGAUAUUCCUCAAUCAGGCCUAGAUUAUAGUGGUAUUCGAGAACUUGAGGAUAGAAGAUCUCAGCAAAGGUUUCAGUUUAAUCUACAAGACUUCAGAUGUUGUGCUGUUUUGGGAAGAGGACAUUUUGGAAAGGUGCUUUUGGCUGAAUAUAAACACACAAAUGAGAUGUUUGCUAUAAAAGCCUUAAAGAAAGGAGACAUUGUGGCUCGAGACGAAGUAGACAGCCUGAUGUGUGAAAAAAGAAUUUUUGAAACUGUGAAUAGUGUAAGGCAUCCCUUUUUGGUGAACCUUUUUGCAUGUUUCCAAACCAAAGAGCAUGUUUGCUUUGUAAUGGAAUAUGCUGCCGGUGGGGACCUAAUGAUGCACAUUCAUACUGAUGUCUUUUCUGAACCAAGAGCUGUAUUUUAUGCUGCUUGUGUAGUUCUUGGGUUGCAAUAUUUACAUGAACACAAAAUUGUUUAUAGAGAUUUGAAAUUGGAUAAUUUACUGCUAGACACAGAGGGCUUUGUGAAAAUUGCUGAUUUUGGACUUUGCAAAGAAGGAAUGGGAUAUGGAGAUAGAACAAGCACAUUUUGUGGCACUCCUGAAUUUCUUGCCCCAGAAGUAUUAACAGAAACAUCCUAUACAAGGGCUGUAGAUUGGUGGGGCCUUGGUGUACUUAUAUAUGAAAUGCUUGUUGGUGAGUCUCCCUUUCCUGGUGAUGAUGAAGAGGAAGUUUUUGACAGUAUUGUAAAUGAUGAAGUAAGGUAUCCAAGGUUCUUAUCUACAGAAGCCAUUUCCAUAAUGAGAAGGCUGUUAAGAAGAAAUCCUGAGCGGCGCCUUGGAGCUGGUGAGAAAGAUGCAGAGGAUGUAAAAAAGCACCCAUUUUUCCGGCUAAUUGACUGGAGUGCUCUGAUGGACAAAAAAGUAAAACCACCAUUUGUGCCUACCAUAAGAGGACGAGAAGAUGUUAGUAAUUUUGAUGAUGAAUUUACCUCAGAAGCACCUAUUCUGACUCCACCCCGAGAACCAAGGAUACUUUCAGAAGAGGAGCAAGAAAUGUUUAGAGAUUUUGACUACAUUGCUGAUUGGUGUUAAGUUACUAGACACUGUGAAACCAAGCAGACUGACUCACAAGACGACCUCUUAAAAGCAACCUUCCAUUUGCUUUCUGUGCCACCAGUAGCUUCUGAGUUGUUUUUUUAAAAACACAUGAAGAUUUGUUUAAAAGUACCAUUCUAAUACCUUCUUGAAAAGUGGCUUCUCAAUGUAUUUUCAACAUAAAUCUGAGCACUGGAAACAGUUUCAUGGAGUUUAAGCUGAAUGAACAUCGGCCAUGAAAAUCCAUCACAAAUAAAUACUUUUGGAUCAGUAGUCUAUUUUAAAAAAAGAAAAAAAAAACACCACUCUUUUAUAGUCCCUAGCUUUGCCAUAUGCCUGCCUUAAGUGGAUGGAAAAUUAAUAACUAUGUUUUACAGAAAGAAAAAAAGGGCUUGGAAUGCUAUUACUAUUCACACGAAGUAUGAUUCUGUUUGAAUAAGGCAAAUGCUCUUAUUUUUUUAAGGAAAUUACUAUAAUAUCAAAAAGUGUAGUGGCAGUGCGUGCACAUUUUUGAGCUUGAUUUUUUUAAAAACAGAAUGAAUUAAUGUCUUGUUUUAUAAAUUUUCUAUAUUUAUUAGGAGAAAACAUUUUAUUGCCUUAUCUUUACCAGCCAUGUACCAGAGCCUCAUAACUUUCCAACAGAGCUGCUUGCCAAACAAUUCUUCUGUUUAUUAAACAAUGCUGAAACAAACAGGAACAUCAGCAUUUACUUAAAAUGUUAAGAAUGAGGACUUCUGAUCAGCCUGAACCAAGAUACCUUGUUACCUGUAUGCAUUCCCAAAGUCUAGACACUCAGUCUGUUCUGUCAUAUCUUCUUCCAUAAUCAGUGAACUGAUUACCCCACUUUUUUGAUAUUCAUUCUACAUUUGUCAACCUAGUUCAUCUGUUUUUGUGUCUGCUGUAGAAGGGAACUAUAACUUUCUUGAACUAUAGGGAUUAUCAUUGUAUACAUGCUGUGAACAUGUAUAUGUGCAAGUUGUAAUGUAUUCUAUGUUGUAGGCUUAUUAUUUAACUUCACCACUUCAUCACUUUUGUACAGUGGCCAAGCAGACACCUCAAACUCCAGCAUUUACAUUAAGUGCAUUUGUAUAUUUUAGGCCACUGGAUCCAGAUUUUAUAUUGGCAGUUACCGAGGGCAAAAGCAAUAUAUUAUAACAGAAUGUAUAAAUAUUUUUGAUAAAACAGUCUAUAUUUUAUAAAAAAAUUAUUAUAACACUAAAGCUGUACCUCAAAAGUCUCAAAAAUAAUUUGAUCAAAAUACUUUUUACAACUCUUCAGAGGAUCCAUUUGUGGCUUUUUGUACUCUUAAUAGGAUGUCUUUGUAAACCGUGACUUUCCACUUGCCUAUAGCUUUUUGUUUGUCAUAUUUUUCCCUCAUAGUGCACAACUUCAUUGGUUUUUUUCUUAGUUUAAUAAUAACAUCUUUGAUCCUGUACUUAGCAUGUUAGGGUCAUUUUACCUCAGGAAUAGCAAGCUGUUAACUAACAAUUCUGAAUAAACCAUUUAAUCACAGUGAGCUCAUCUCUUAAAAAUUGUUCAAGUUUAAAUCUUAUGAAAAACGUGAAAAAGCACACUACUUUAUGGAGAGCUGAGCUAAAAACAUUUAUAAAUAUUUCAGCCUUGCUGGGAUGUGUUGGCAUGUUAUCAUUGUACUCUAAGAAUGAUUAAAAUUAUCCAGAGAUGAUUCAUACUACCUUCCAAAUUGGUUAUUACUCAAGAUCCUUUGGGAGAAAAUCUUGCAGAAAGAGGGAACAAUAUGUUGUUCAAAGUUAUUUUGAAAUGCCACUUAACUUCCUCGGCAAAGGGCAAUAGAGGAACUUAAUUGUCUGGCUUUAAUUUAAACAGUGUUAACACAACAUUUAAAUAAAACACUAAAUACUUUUGAGGUACAGUCCGCUGACCUUUUCUGGUUCUCAAAUAUGCAAAGAAAGCAACGUCUAAAAUAUUAGGCUUUUAACAUUGAAAACUGACAUAGCAUUUUGUAACUACACCAUGUACAGAAAUUUUUUUUAAUUGAAGUCAAUCACUAAAAAAAUUAGAGGGCAGGGUAUAUUCUCACAAUUAAGCUGAAGAAAGCACUAAUUUUUUUCUGUAGUUUUUAAAAUAUAUAUAUUUUAGAUUUAAAAUUUUAAGCUUUAUAGAGUGUACAUAUAUUUUGCUAUUACUGUAUGUGUAUGUGACUGCUCAAGCACUUUGUAAGGAAAUUAAGAUAUUUUAGAAUGGUACACUAUGCAUUUAAAUGAAAUGUGCCUUUAUGUUGUUCUAAGAAAAAAGUGUUUUGCAGUCAUACAAUUACCACAAAUGCACAAAUUAAAGUUUAAAUAGCUUGAAAUUUGUAACUUUGGUUUUCAGUAUUAUUUCCUUAUAGAAACAUCCUAUUGAUUAAACUAUGCUUUUGCUUUUCCAUGUUCAAAAUCUCAAAGAAUAAUUAACUUAGCCUUCUUGUAAGUA
Molecule: messenger RNA, 5852 nt
Organism: Microcebus murinus (gray mouse lemur)
Lineage: Eukaryota; Metazoa; Chordata; Mammalia; Primates; Cheirogaleidae
Gene: PKN2
Product: protein kinase N2
Biological process (GO): protein phosphorylation; signal transduction
Molecular function (GO): ATP binding; small GTPase binding; protein serine/threonine kinase activity
Source: RefSeq, a predicted model, not a curated record